CGGCGCUAAAAUGGCACGCAUUCUUUUUACAGCCAGUGAUGUCGAUGAAGGCUCUUCGACCAAUUAUCGCUAUAUUUGGCACGACUGGUGUUGGAAAAUCUAAUCUGGCCGUUGAAAUUGCUCUACACCUUGCGAAUUCCGGUCGUCAAACGUGGAAUAACGCAAAAGUUAUAAAUGCUGAUGCCAUGCAGGUUUACGCUGGGAUGGACGUUAUAACCAAUAAAAUUCCAGUGCCAGAAAGGCAAGGAGUCGAACAUGCCCUGAUGGGGUUCAAGUCUCCUAAUGAACAAUAUGUAGUCGGGCAAUGGGUGAAAGACGCAAUAGAUGCGAUCGAUGGUGCUCACGAGAAGAAUGAGAUUCCAAUAAUUGUAGGAGGGACGUCCUACUGGAUUCAACACUUACUCUUUCCAAACCGACUGGCAAAGAACAUCCACUCGGUAGACGAGGGAUUCACAUCUUCAACGUUCGAAACAUCUGAAGAACUUGCCUCGUUGAUAGAAACACUCCCUCCAGAUCUCUUUCACCUUUUCCACUGCUUGCCUAAUCCUGCACCUUCUGCUGACUCAGAUCCCGAAGAGGCUUUUCGAUUGUACAAUUUGCUCAAAGCACUCGAUAAAUCAGUCGCAGUGCGAUGGCAUUGGAAAGACACACGAAAAGUUCUGCGUAGUAUUCGUAUCAUCCAAGAAACUGGUCGGAAGCCGAGUGAACUCAUUCAUGAGCAAUCCCAAGAUAUACUUCAGGCACGAUUUCGAACAUUGUGUUUUUGGGUCUACUCGAAGCCUGAAACUCUUAAACCGCGUUUGGAUUUACGAGUCGAUAAGAUGCUCGAGCAAGGCUUAUUAGACGAGGUUGCCGCUCUUGGAGAGCUUCUCAAAAAACACGACAACGAAGAAGAAAUAAACUCGACUCCUGACUAUACGUUUGGAAUUUUCCAGUCAAUUGGUUACAGAGAAUUUCACAAGUAUCUUUCAUCGCCAAAUCCCACCGAAGAAGAAUUCUUGGCAGCAGUAAAGAAUAUGAAAACUUCCACUCGGCAGUAUGCAAAGCGUCAAACGUCCUGGCUACGAAAUAAAUUGCUACCGAUGCUUUACGGUGCGAACGAAACCAGAGAUAGCAGCGGUCUUCCAGACACAUUCACAUACUUGUUGGAUGCCACAGAAUCAGGCGAAAGCUGGGAUAUUAACGUUCGAGAGCCAGCUGUGGAUAUCACUACCGCAUUUUUAGAUCACCAACCGUUGCCCGAUCCAUCGACUCUUUCGGACGUUGCAAAAGAAAUGCUUAACGUUGAACGAAAAGACACCAAUCCCAGUGCGGUAUUGAACGCUCGUCGAAAAAUCAUAUGUCCUAUCUGCACGUCCGACCCAACACAACCUUACAUGGUGGAAGAAAAUGAAUGGAAAUUACAUGAAAAAUCUCGAUUUCACAAACGCAGAGCGUACAAACCUCUAAGUGCUGCGGAGAUUGAGGAACGUAAAAGGCAGGGGCGCAAGAAACACUCGGAAAAUGCGUCAGAAUCUGAGGAGACCAUUUGUAGGAAAACGUAGUGUCACUGUCAGCUACUUACCG
Molecule: messenger RNA, 1566 nt
Organism: Lentinula edodes (shiitake mushroom)
Lineage: Eukaryota; Fungi; Basidiomycota; Agaricomycetes; Agaricales; Omphalotaceae
Product: tRNA isopentenyltransferase
Exons: 8
Coding region: 39-1544 (501 amino acids)
Biological process (GO): tRNA modification
Cellular component (GO): mitochondrion
Molecular function (GO): tRNA dimethylallyltransferase activity
Source: RefSeq, a predicted model, not a curated record